GUAACGUUCAAACGACAGUUGAAUAAAACGGUGAAAGAGUGUGAAAGAGUGUGAAAGAGAGAAAGACAGGGAGAGACAAUCGAGCGCGUUACAUCGAUACGCGCCGCUUAGCGACCGCGUCGAAGAGUUUGCAUCGGCGGAUCCGCGCGCAAAAUGUCGAGAAUCACGCUCGAUUUAUUACGAAAGCGUUCGGAGCACAACGAGGGCGAGAUUUCAACGCUCGAGGAGAUCGCGUUGCAUCAAGAAAACAUCGAGAAGAUCGAACUGAUCGACCGAACGUGCAGGCAUUUGAAAAUUCUCUUGCUUCAGAACAAUCUGAUAUCGAAGAUCGAGAAUCUGAGCAAGUUGAAAAGGUUAGAGUACUUGAAUUUAGCGCUGAACAACAUAGAGACGAUCGAAAAUUUGCAAGGGCUCGAGAGCUUGAAAAAGUUGGAUCUAACGGUGAACUUUAUCGGUGACCUUCGUGGCAUCAAAACGUUAAGGUACAUUUAUUAUACAUAUUCGUUAUACAUACAGAGCCGUUCAAUCGAACGAAAUUGUUACGUUAAUCGUUACGCGUGGAACCAUUGUCACAGGUACAACGAACGCUUGGAGCAGCUGUUCUUGGUGGGAAAUCCGUGCGCGGAUUACGAAGGGUACAGGGAAUACGCGAUCGCGGCUCUAACGCGAUUGAAGGAGCUAGACGGCACGCCGAUCGACAGAUCCGAACGGAUAAGAGCGUUGCAACGUUACGCCGAGAUCGAAGGGGAGAUCGUACGAAGUUGCGCGAGAUACAAGAAAAUACGGGAAGCGGAAUUACUCGAUUAUCACGAACAAACUGCCAAGUCACGAGCAGAUCGAAAAGUCGUGGACGGGGAGGAACAUCGCCACGAGGAAGAGAAGAAGGAGCGAGCGGAAAAGCAAGUAAACGAGGAGGAGGAGGAGGAGGAAGAGGAGGAUGAAUCGUUUUGGAAUCGAACCAGUCGUCACACGCCGGAGGAACGCGUCGCCAUUGCGGAACGGUUUAUGCGAAAAGAAAAACGAAGAAACCGGGAGAAAGAUCGGAGCGUCGAGCCGCGUACUACCUACAGGUUGAAGCUGUUCGAUCCGCAGGGUAAACCGUACAAUGUGAAUCAGCCGAAGGUGCCGUUUAAAUUGAACGAGGAGCAGUACAGCGACCGCAUCGUCUUGGAGGUGGCUCUGUACAAAUAUUUAGACACUUGCCACGUUGACGUGGACGUGCAUCCUGAGUACGUGAGCGUCACGAUCAAGGGAAAGGUACUGCAGCUGACCCUGCCAUGCGAAGUAUCGGUGAAGGAUAGCACGGCUCGAAGAAACACGACGAACGGCAGAUUAGUGGUAACGAUGCCGCGCUUGAAUCCGUUACCUACGAUUCUCCCUUUGUACAAACAGGCGAUCAAAGAGGAACCCGACCGACGUAGAACGGCGAUCGUCGAACGGCGAUCGACGACAAGCGUACGCGAGUACUUGGAGAUAGGUCCGUCGCGAGCGAGCGACUUGGACUUUUCGAGAAUCGCCGCUGAGCCGAUGGUCGACGGGCAAAAGGAAAAUCGUUGGAAGCCGAGUGACGAAAAAGUUUGCAGCGACGACGAUUCGGAAGUACCGCCGCUCGAAUGAAACCCACUUCUCGUGUUAGACGGC
Molecule: messenger RNA, 1641 nt
Organism: Bombus pyrosoma
Lineage: Eukaryota; Metazoa; Arthropoda; Insecta; Hymenoptera; Apidae
Gene: tilB
Product: dynein axonemal assembly factor 11
Exons: 3
Coding region: 154-1617 (487 amino acids)
Cellular component (GO): cytoplasm
Molecular function (GO): protein binding
Source: RefSeq, a predicted model, not a curated record